AUUUUAGAAUCAUUAGCGAGAGGAGCUCGCUUGAGGCAUCCAAAUAUGGACAGUCCUAAGCUCCUCCCAGUACUAGCCAUCUACCCCGGAAUCUCGGUCCUGGACCAGGAGGGGCCCUGGAACAGUGGAGUGAUCAAACGCCAAGUUCAACCAUGUGCCACGCGUGAAUGAUAUCUAUAAUACUGAUCAAGCGCAGCUUCAUGAUGUUGCGCUAAAGUAUUGACGCUCGAUAAACGCUCUACAGCUGUAGCUUUGCGCAUUGUCGAGUCGCGAUACUCACUCGAGCAAAACAUGUUCGCCAACACGGUUGUUCCAUUGCUGGGUGCCAGCUUGAUACUUCUUGCCAAUGGUGUAGCUGGCACCAGUCUUGGUCCUGGACCUACAAGACCUAUCUCGAGUCCAUUCUGCCUCAAGGCGACGACUAUAGUCACGACACUCACCGAGACAAGCUACAUAGAGACUAACUUGGGCUCUACUUCGUACUCGACUUUUACCACAACGACCACCGUUGCGCCUACGACCACGACUGCGCAACCACCCGCAGACUUUACGCCCAUCCGCUCCCAGAUCGUGGAGCAAGGAUACUAUCCGUCCAAACGGGAUCUUUUUGGUAAUCUGCUGGGAUGGCUGCCCUUUGGAAACCCGUUCCAGAAGACUACUUCACGAACAGCAGCGACGUCGACUUGCGGCACAUCGAAAACAAGUAAUCCCGUGCGCUACACCCCGACAACAACAAAUACUCCCGUACGCAACACUCCGACGACAUCAUGCAUCUCUACCACGCCAGUGAAGACGACUCCUACGAGGAAAACGACUCCUAUUACUAGCACUCUCAGAACAACGACUAAGCCAUCAUCAUAUCCCCCAUUUGACUGCCUAACUACAACGCUGUUUGGCACCGUGAUAUUGACUUCGACCGUUACCUAUACCUACAACUAUCUAGCCGUGAGCUACACUGCAACAACCAGCACCAAGAGCGUCCCCGUCGCGACACACUACGCCGCCUGCGAUCCGCCCAACCAACUCUCACGCGUCGAGUCCUUCUUCGACAUCAACCCCGACGCCUCUUUCCGGCGCCCGUUCGAUGGAGUCUUCGCACCAACGCCCUACGACUGCUGUGUCGCGGCCAUCGAAGGUGGGUAUGCUUACUCCGCACAUAACAUCCGGUCUGGACUUGGCGAGUGUCGGCUUUUCAAAAAGGACGAAGGUGCAGUGUGUAAAUUCAGUGCGACGAAUGGUCCAUUCUAUGUUUACCCGAAUGGCGGUCAGACUUACACCCUCUCGAAUGGGUACUGUGGAAGCUGGCAGUAUGCGGGCGUCGCGGGCGAACCGAGCAUUCUGCCCCCAAAGUCAGCGGCGACGACGUCGGCUUGAGAGUGUGUAGUCUUAGUCCCUUUUUGAGUAUAGCACUUGCUGAAGGGGAUUUGUUGCAAUCCUCCAAUGAAGCAUAAGGCCCUCCGAAAACAGAUGGUUGAUCUCUCGUGAACAUCCUGUCCGUGAUUUCGGCGCGACUUUCAGGAUUGGCGAGGACGCCGACGCCCGCGGUAACCCUAACUCUCACUUUUCAGCUUAUCUUCCAUCUGCGCAUCCUCAAGACAUUGUCCGCGACGGAGACCAUCUCGAAAUCUCCCUUAUUUCGGCACCCGUUGGGCAUGCGCUCCUGCUCUAGACUCUCAACGUCAAAUGAUGGGCGGUCGUGAAAUCCAUGCGGAGCACUAAGCGAUACUGACGGAAUGUGCGGAAGCGGAACCCCAUCAUCCUGACUAUUCGAAGCCACCUUCUGCGG
Molecule: messenger RNA, 1786 nt
Organism: Dissoconium aciculare CBS 342.82
Lineage: Eukaryota; Fungi; Ascomycota; Dothideomycetes; Mycosphaerellales; Dissoconiaceae
Exons: 3
Coding region: 292-1374 (360 amino acids)
Source: RefSeq, a predicted model, not a curated record